Messenger RNA from Diceros bicornis minor, 3347 nucleotides. RefSeq names its product leucine zipper and EF-hand containing transmembrane protein 2 (gene LETM2). The coding region runs from base 571 to 2046 and encodes 491 amino acids. Gene Ontology annotation, molecular function: ribosome binding. Gene Ontology annotation, biological process: intracellular monoatomic cation homeostasis. Lineage: Eukaryota; Metazoa; Chordata; Mammalia; Perissodactyla; Rhinocerotidae. The transcript has 11 exons. The record is from RefSeq and is a predicted model, not a curated record. Gene Ontology annotation, cellular component: mitochondrial inner membrane.
GGGGGAGGGGGAAAUCCAGAAGGGACCAGAGGACCGAGGCAGCCGUUCCGGGGAGCCGGCCCGAGGAGGAACAGGUGGGGGGGCCAAGUCCUCCGGCUGUUACGUGGUGGACCGAGCUGUCUGUUUUCCUCCGGAGCCCGCUCCCUCCGCAUCCUGCUCCUCCCAUCAGCGCCCAGUUUUCCCGACAGGUUCCAGUUCCCCACCGCGCUCUCCUCAGCCCUUGACCUCGUCCCCCUGCCUGCCCCCCAACUUUGGAGCUCAGCCUCCUUGCCCCCUUGUUCCGUGCUUCGCUUCUUUUCUCUUCCGUGCCCCGCGCCCUGCUUCUCCUCGUCUACCUUCCGUAAUCCCGGAUCCCCUACGAGGUUCGGUGUUCCGGUGCCUGCACCACCCCGCACCCAAAAACAAGGAACCCGACCUCAGCACAACCAACACAGUCCACCAACACACAACGCUCACAAAAGCAACCGGCUGAGGCAGCCAGCCGAGGGAGCGCUUUGCCCCCGAGUCGUCCAGUGACAGAUGCAAAGGUGCCUAUGUUGAGACAAAUGACUAGUUGAGACAAAUAUAAAUAUGGCCUUCUACAGUUAUAAUACGGUCUUAGCUAUUGCCCGAACAAGAUUCCCUGGCCAUUUCGUCCAUCCUACUAGCUCUUCUUAUUCCCCGUUAUUUGCAUUUCUUCACUUGCCAGAUCCCCAUUUAAAUAAAAUAUAUAUGAAGAACUAUGGAAGCAAGAAGUACUCCUAUCCUAAUCAGUCAGGCAAUAAAGUACUUCACUUACGAACUAGAAUAAUACAAAAGCUACACACAUCGACUUGCUGGCUACAAGAGUUCCCUGGUAAACCUCAGCUAGAGCAAACCACAAAAAAAACACAGGGGGCAAGCCCUCAGACCACCAAAGAAACUGGCAUGAAGAUUAAGGAAGAAAAGCAAUCUUAUAGACAAAAAAUUGUGGAUGAACUUAAAUAUUAUUACAAUGGAUUCUAUUUGCUUUGGAUUGACACCAAAGUUGCUGCCAGAAUGGUUUGGAGGCUGUUGCAUGGACAGGUGCUGACCAGACGAGAGAGGCGAAGGCUAUUGAGAACUUGUGUUGAUUUCUUCCGCCUGGUUCCAUUUAUGGUGUUCAUAAUUGUGCCCUUCAUGGAAUUCUUAUUACCAGUGUUUCUGAAACUCUUCCCAGAGAUGUUGCCAUCAACUUUUGAAAGUGAAUCCAAAAAGGAAGAAAAACAGAAAAAGAAAAUGGCUGCAAAGUUGGAACUAGCAAAAUUUCUUCAAGAAACGAUUACAGAAAUGGCAAGGAGGAACAGGGCCAAGUUAGGAGAUGCCUCUACGCAGUUCGCGUCCUACGUCAAACAGGUCCAGACAGGACACAAGCCCAGCACAAAGGAGAUAGCUCGCUUUUCCAGACUAUUUGAGGAUCAGCUAACCCUGGAGCACCUAGAUCGACCUCAGCUGGUUGCCCUUUGCAAACUGCUAGAAUUGCAGUCCUUUGGAACCAACAAUUUGCUCCGCUUUCAGCUCCUGAUGAAACUGAAGUCUAUAAAAGCAGAUGAUGAAAUAAUCGCCGAAGAAGGGGUGAGCGCUUUGAGUGUGUCAGAACUACAAGCUGCCUGUAGGGCCCGAGGGAUGAGAUCACUGGGGCUCACUGAGGAACAGCUGAGACAACAGCUCACAGAGUGGCAGGACCUCCACCUGAAGGAGAAUGUCCCUCCUUCUCUUUUGCUCCUGUCACGAACCUUCUACCUGAUAGAUGUGAAGCCAAAGCCAAUUGAGAUACCACUAAGUGGGGAGGCUCCAAAGAUGGGUAUUCCUGUGGAAUCACCUACUUCCCCUGAAUCUAAAGACAACAUGGUAGAUUUAGCAUCUCAACUGAAGGGAACUAAGGAUGAAGAAUUUAUGAAACUACCACCAGUUACAUCAUCACACAUACCACCAUCAACACCUGUUUCAUUACCUAAAGGAUCGAUCACUUCUGCUAAAGAAGCUACACUCCAGGCCAAAUCACAAAAGACGGCCCAGAACAGCAAGGCUAGUUCAAAAGGAGCGUAAGGACUACUGGAGGAUGAAGCUCACUAUCUCCAGCUUCCUGCCCCCAGCAGUGGCAUCUAUAAAGGACCUCCCAGCUAAGACUGUCUGUGGCUGGUUUGAGAAAAGAGGAUCAGCCAUUUAGUCCUUGGGGUAGUCCUUGAGGCCUUGUAACCAUUCAGAUGAUGUCAGCAGUGAGACCAAGUUCAGACCACUUAGAAAAAUAUAAUUACAAAGUCCAUUUCCUCUGUACCCUUAUGUCAUCCCACCAAACUUUGUGUAAAGCCCCCACCCCGUUGUUUUUAAAUAGCUUCAUAUUUGUGCACAUGUCCUUUAAGGAAGGAAAUUUUUGGCAUAAUGGAACUGGCUUGGCACCUUAGAUACCUCUGCCUCCUAUAGCUUGGGAACCCGAGUAAGAACUUGGAAACUCCAAAAACCAUCGUAAGAGCAUCUGACCAGCUUUUUCAGAGUGAUCCAUCAGUAGGAAUAGAGCCCUGGAAACCAAGCACCUUAUGAGAUGGAAUGGAUGUACUCCCCAGUAAGGUCUUUCUGGAUAAAAAGAAGAAAAAGCUCCUUGGAGGAGAAAAUGGGGAGUUAAACAGACUGGCAAUCAAAAAGCUUUGGCUGCUGCUUGGCUGUUCUGAGACACCCUCCUCUUGGGCCCGCAGAGGCUGCAGAAAUCUGGGAGGCUGCCACUAUUCUAGCACAUAUGGCUUUCAUUAGCCACUAUUUUGCUAGGAAACAUAAUUAAGGGUUUAAGACUUAACCAUUUGUUUGCGCUGGGUGUGUUUUUCUGGUCUGUUUGUCUUUCACAAACAAGACUAUUUGUUAGUCAUAGGGGUUGUUAAGUCUGAUAUAAUCCCUAUGCUAUCCAGUAACAAGUAUUAUGUUCAGAUAUUUACAUUCGGUGUUUUCAGUAUUGUCAAUAAUGAAGAAACAUAAUAAAUCGAUAGCCAUGCAGCUGACCAACAGCUUUCUUUCCUUGGGGAGUGCUUAGAAGGGAAAAGGUAUUUCAGCCUGCGGGUGAUGAAAUUAGAUUUCUUUACUUGCUGUGAAAUUGAAAGCAGUUAGAUGGGAGUCAAUUAAACCAAGUAAAACUCAAAUCUCCCUGUCUGGGAUCACCUCAACGAGGAAUGUCAUCACACUUCACAGCAAGGAUAUGCACUUUAAAAUGCUUCCUCACUCUCCUCUCCACCAGAGGACAAGCCUCACCACGUUCUGCUGAUGAACUCGUUCUCGAGAACGAUGAAUCCCUAGUAUGUAGCAGUCCGUGGACCUCACCGUCGGCCUAGCAAGGUGAUUCACAACAAAUUUUCCCAUUUUUA